AUGUCGGGCAACGGAUCCGGAGUUGCGGCGUUGGCCGGGCCGUGCUCGGCGCCGAUCGCGGGUUGCGAGACGCGGAAGCGUCGGGCUCAGCGAUGCGCGGGGCGGGCGAUGCUUGGCGUCGGGCGAGGCAGCGAUGGCGUCGGCAAAGGCGCGGCGAUGCUCGGGAGCGGCGGGACCGGUGGCGGGGGCGUCGGUGAUGAGUCUUGGGCUGUUGGUUGCGGUGGGCUUCAGCCCCUAAGCGGCGUCGGGCGGCGCGAGCUUCGGGUGUCGGGUGAAGCCAAGGGCAAGCAAACCAAUGGCGGUGUGGAGGCGCGGCGGAGCUUUGGAGAUCAACGGGCGGCGUCGCGGGCGAGCGAGGGGUGUUGCAGCGGCGCGGCGUCGGCGAGGGCGAGAGCGCGGUCGUCGGGGUGCGGUGCGAGGCCGGGAGCGGCGGUGGUGCGGUGGUGGGUGGCGCUCGGCGAUCAUCGGGAGCGGCGGGCUUCGUCGGAGCUCCGGCGUCGGGUCUCCGCGAGUUGCAGCGCGGGUGAGGAGUGGAUUUGGGGAAGAUGA
Eucalyptus grandis is the source of this 549-nucleotide messenger RNA. Its product is annotated as glycine-rich protein 1-like. NCBI's taxonomy places the organism in Eukaryota, Viridiplantae, Streptophyta, Magnoliopsida, Myrtales, Myrtaceae. The record is from RefSeq and is a predicted model, not a curated record. The transcript has a single exon. Bases 1 to 549 code for a protein of 182 amino acids.